This is a messenger RNA of Radiomyces spectabilis, 1123 nucleotides long. RefSeq lists its product as uncharacterized. The record is from RefSeq and is a predicted model, not a curated record. The transcript has 5 exons. NCBI's taxonomy places the organism in Eukaryota, Fungi, Mucoromycota, Mucoromycetes, Mucorales, Radiomycetaceae. Gene Ontology annotation, molecular function: adenosine deaminase activity. Gene Ontology annotation, biological process: adenosine catabolic process; inosine biosynthetic process. Bases 63 to 1076 code for a protein of 337 amino acids.
ACCAAGGUUUAUAUGUCGCUCAGGACGACUGCGGCAGGUUUUUCGUUUUCUCACCUGCAACCAUGGACUUUGUACAAUUUUGCAAGAAGCUACCCAAGAUUGAGCUCCAUGCUCACAUUAACGGAAGCAUUAGUCCACAAACUAUGAAAGAGCUGGUCAAGCGCAAAAAGGCAACGAAGCCUGAACUGGCUGACUUUUCUAUUCCAGAGGGUUUAGAAUAUAUUACAGACUUCUUUCCCCUCUUCAAGUUUAUAUACCAACUGACCGACGACGAGGAGUCUGUGCGUUUGGUGACUCGUCGUACGAUUGAUGAAUUUGCCGAGGACGGUGUACGGUACCUUGAACUGCGCAGUACACCGCGCGCAAAUCCCGAAACUGGCAUGACCAAGGAAUCAUAUGUGGCUUCAGUCUUGUCUGUUGUCAAUGAACCACGCCAGAAUAUCCGGGUAAAAUUGAUUAUCUCGAUUGAUCGCCGAAACACGCUGGAAGAAGCUCAAGAGGUAGUGGAUUUGGCGAUUAAGUUCCGAGAUCAAGGCAUCGUAGGUAUUGAUCUCUGCGGAGAUGUCAUGGUGGGCUCCUUUGACAAGUUAAAGCCGGCAUUUGAGCGAGCCAAAGCGGAGCAUUUCAAAAUUACACUGCAUUUCAAUGAAGUCAAGGAGAACAUCCCCGAAGCCCCUAGUAUGCUUUCAGUCAAUCCUGACAGACUAGGCCAUGCUACACUUCUUGAUGACGCGUCACGUGAAACGAUCUACAAGAAUCAGUGCCCUAUUGAGGUUUGCAUGACAUCCAACGUGUUGUGCAAAACUGUUUCUUCUUAUGAAGCCCAUCACGUAAAAGAUUUACUUAAACAAGGCCAUCCAUUUGUCCUUUGCACUGACGACAAGGGAGUUUUCUUCUCUGAAUUAUCCAACGAGUAUGCAAAGGCAGGCGUGGCUUUUGACAUGACGCGCGAACAAUUAUUUCAAGCUUCCUUCCAAGCCAUUGAUGCUAUAUUUGAUGAUGACAGGGUGAAGGAAACGCUUAAACAAGACUGGCAAACUUGGCGGAAGCUCAACCAACAAGAAUUCAGCGGCUAAUACAUGGUCGAAUGUAGUGUUUUGGGAAAUCAACAUUCAGCAUAUAA